CUGUCCCGGCACACGAAAUCUAUCGUGCCAACUCUACAACGCUGCCGCUGGCGCCGCCUGGAGCUUCCACCUUGACCUCCCAUCCUCCGGCCGCCACCGCCCAAACCGGCCCCCAUGGCCGCCACCUCCACCGCCCUCUCCCUCGCCUUCUCCUCUCUCCUCCGCCCAACCCCCAGAACCGGUCCCCAACCCCAGCCGCGACCCUCGAACCCCAAACUCCCUAAACCCCUCCGCCUCAGCCUCGCCUCGGCGGCCGCGGCACCCCGCCUCGCCGCCGUACCCGACGGCGUCGCCAUCGCCGAUGUUGUGGAGAAGGACUGGACCUUCCUCGACUCUCCGUCCACGCACCUCCAGCGCGCGCUCGCCGCGGGGGCGCUCACGCCGGCGUCUCGGGUGCUGGCCGUGACGCCCACGGCGUCCUUCGUGGGUGCGCUCCUCGCAUCCUCGCCCUGCGAGCUCCUGGUGGCUGCGCACGAGUCGCUGUACGUGUUGGCUGGGGUCAAGGAGGCUCACGACGAGGUGAGGUGCUUCCACCUGGAGGGUGGGGGCGGGGGCAGGGGCGGCGGCGUGGUGGAGGCUGUGCCAGAGAGGUUCGAUGACUUCGACGCCGUGUUCGUGUGCUACUUCCCCGGGAUGGGGAUCUCCGCCGCGGCGCUCCUCAAAUCGCUUACCAAGAGGUGCUCCAAAGGUGCAAGAGUUGUCAUCUUCUUAGAUCAAGGCAGGGAGAAUUUGGAGCAGCACCGGAGAGAGCAUCCUGAUGUUGUAACAUCUGAUUUGCCCAGUAGGUCCUCGCUGGAGAAUGCUGCAUCCGGGAACAAGUAUGAAAUAGCAGAGUUUGCUGAUGACCCUAGCUUGUACCUUGCUGUUUUGCAAUUUCAAGGAUGAGUUUUUUUUUUAACAUUUGUAAAACAAAUUGUAAUUGCCUGUAAUGGCUACUUUGUCGGUAGCUUAUAUAUACUCCUCUUUGGCCGGUUUGUUUAGAA
This is a messenger RNA of Phragmites australis (common reed), 983 nucleotides long. RefSeq lists its product as uncharacterized. The record is from RefSeq and is a predicted model, not a curated record. NCBI's taxonomy places the organism in Eukaryota, Viridiplantae, Streptophyta, Magnoliopsida, Poales, Poaceae. The transcript is spliced from 2 exons. The coding region runs from base 115 to 885 and encodes 256 amino acids.